This is a messenger RNA of Arachis ipaensis, 1806 nucleotides long. NCBI's taxonomy places the organism in Eukaryota, Viridiplantae, Streptophyta, Magnoliopsida, Fabales, Fabaceae. The record is from RefSeq and is a predicted model, not a curated record.
AUGGAUGUGUAUGAAACAAGAAUACUUUAUGAUAUUGACGUGUACCUGCAACCAUUGAUUGAGGAAUUGAAGGAGUUAUGGAAACUUGGGGUAGAAACAUAUGAUGCUGCAAGAAAUAAAACUUUUCAAAUGCGUGCAGCUUUCUUAUGGACAAUUAGUGAUUUCCCUGCAUAUGCAAUGUUAUCCAGUAUUCUUGGAACUCUCUUGGAUAUAUCUGGCAAGACAAAAGACCACCUAAAUGCUCGAUAUGACUUGCAAGAAAUAGGAAUUCGUAAGAAUCUUCAUCCAAAAGAAAUAAGAGGUCAUAGAAAAGUGAAGUUUGCAAAAGCAUGUUUCUCCAUGGCUAAAGCUGAGAAAUCAAUCUUUUGUGAUGUCUUGAAGAAAGAAAAGCUACCCGAUGGUGCUACCUCAAAUAUUUCUCGAUGCGUGAACCUUUCAAAAAGAAAAGUAUCUGGUUACAAGACUCAUGAUGCCCAUUUUAUGCUGCGUUAUUUACUGCAAAUUCCCAUUAAAAGUAUAUUUCCAGAUUCGGUUGCAAUCCCUUUAAUUUGGCUUGGCUCUUUUUUUCGUCAGUUAUGUCAAAAGGUUAUCACAUUAGAAGAGAUAAAUCAAUUAGAAGCAGAGUUUGUGAUAAUACUAUGCCAACUGGAGAGGAUUUUUCCUCCUUUAUUUUUUGACAUAAUGAUGCAUUUGCCUAUUCAUUUGGCUAAUGAAGUGAGACUAGGUGGCCCAGUUCAAUUUCGGUGGAUGUAUCCUUCCGAAAGAUACUUGUGUACUUUGAAGUCAUAUGUUCGAAAUAGAAGUCAUCCUGAAGGAUCUAUUGCGGAGGCCUACUUGGUUGAUGAGUGUUUGACUUUUUACUCACGUUAUUUACAUGAUGGUGUUCAAACAAAAUUGAAUAGAAUACCUUGGAAUAAUGAUGCUAAUGACUUUGAAGCAGAAAUUCCACAUUCAUUUCCAAUUUUGUUUCCUAAGAAAGGCUGUCCAUUGGGAGUAAAGAAGGGUUUUACUUACGAAAAUCCUAAUUUUGGAUUUACAGAGCAUGAGGCUGAUCAACAAGGAACAAGUUGGGUGAAAGCUAAGAACCAUAGUAUGACCUUUUCCUCAUGGUUUAAAGCACAUGCCAUGCGUCAGAAUGUUCCAGAUUGGAUUAAGGAGCUUUCUAGAGGGCCCAACAAGAUUGCAAAAAGAUAUUCGGGGUAUUUUAUCAAUGGAUAUAGAUUUCUUACUAGGCAACGUGAGGCAAGACGCAAGACGCAAAAUAGUGGUGUAACUUUAGUUGCGUUGACUACGAGCUUUGCAAGUGCAAAGGAUCUAAAUCCAAUUCGUGCAAAAGUUUCCUACUAUGGAAGAAUAAAUAAUAUAAUUGAAUUAGACUACUUUGGCAAUUUUAAGGUUGUAUUGUUUAGAUGUGACUGGUAUGAGACUCAAGAGGAUGGCUAUGGCUCUUCAUAUGUUCAAUUCAACAGAAAAUGCUAUCAAGAAGAGCCUUUUGUGUUGGCAUGUCAAGUACACCAAUGCUUCUAUGUGCAAGAUCCAUUUGAUCAAAAUAAACAUUAUGUUAUGAAGUCAAUUCCGAGGGAUUUAUUUAACAUAUGUGACAAAGCUGAUGUUGAUCCCCAAGCUAUUUAUGAAAAAGAGCCAUCUGACCAGUCAAUGGGUCCUUCUAUACCCAAUGAUAAUGGUGAAAUUGAUUUGAUUAGGGGUGACUUGCACGAAUUUGUUAUAGAUACUUCAAAAGGAGUUCUUCUUUCACAAGAAUAUAACACAGAAUCAGAAGAUAAUUCCGAAGACGACAUUGAAUGA